This is a messenger RNA of Pyrus x bretschneideri (Chinese white pear), 2262 nucleotides long. Its product is annotated as rop guanine nucleotide exchange factor 1-like. The coding region runs from base 260 to 1951 and encodes 563 amino acids. The transcript has 5 exons. Gene Ontology annotation, molecular function: guanyl-nucleotide exchange factor activity. Lineage: Eukaryota; Viridiplantae; Streptophyta; Magnoliopsida; Rosales; Rosaceae. The record is from RefSeq and is a predicted model, not a curated record.
UCAACCCCACCGUGGACAGUCACACUAGCAAUUCUAGAGAGAGAAAGUUGAAGAGAGAGAGAGAGUGGAAGAGUGUGGUGUGAGUAAACCUGAAAGCACUUUUUUAUCCAUCACUUACUGCCUCUGCAGCAAUCUUCCGACCACGCGACUGCUGCUGCUUCUGCGCUUCUUAUCCUCUGGGGAAGGCUUCACGGCAGCGAAUGUGAGGCUGAGAUCUGAGCUUGUACGGACGACGCUCGUUUUGGAUCUCCUGGACGCAAUGGGGAGUGUGUCGUCGGAGGACGGCUUGGACCAGGAGAGCGAGCGGUGCGGGAGCUACAGCCUGAGCGCGGACGUGAGCGAGUCUGAGAGUUGCAGCAGCUUCUCGUGCAGGAGGUUCGACGCGGAAGGGGCUUCGAGCUCCAUGACGUCCUCUCCGCAGCCGGUUGCCGGAAAUUUCUGUUUUCAGCCGCCGGUGAUGCUUCCGGUGAUCGGAGGGAAGGAUGUGGUGGCUUGGGAUGAGAAGCCGGAGAAGCGAGAUGCUGAUUUAUCUGAGGUUGAAAUGAUGAAGGAGAGGUUCUCGAAGCUUUUGCUCGGAGAAGACAUGUCCGGAGGAGGGAAAGGAGUCUGCACUGCCCUUGCUAUCUCAAAUGCCAUCACCAAUCUCUCUGCAACCGUGUUUGGCGAAUUAUGGAGGUUAGAGCCGCUGAAAGCGCAGAGAAAGGCAAUGUGGCACCGGGAAAAGGAGUGGCUCUUGUGUGUGAGUGAUUCAAUUGUUGAGCUUGUGCCUUCAAUACAACAGUUUCCAGGUGGGGGUACAUAUGAAGUCAUGGAGAUGCGGCCACGCUCUGACUUGUAUGUGAAUCUACCCGCCAUAAAGAAGCUUGAUGCAAUGCUGCUUAGUAUGCUGGAUGGGUUUUGUGAGACAGAGUUUUGCUAUAUUGACCGGGGGAUAAUUUUGGGUGAUUCGAAAGAGGGUGAGGGGUUUAUGGGUGGAAGGCCUUCGAUUAGGCAGGAAGAGAAGUGGUGGUUGCCCUAUCCUAAAGUUCCGCCAAAUGGGUUGUCCUGUGAAACAAGGAAGAAGUUGCAGCAGUGUAGGGACUGCUGCAACCAGAUAUUGAAGGCGGCCAUGGCAAUUAAUAGUAGUGUACUUGUUGAGAUGGAAAUCCCGAGAGCAUACAUGGAAACGUUGCCCAAGAAUGGCAAGGAUUGUUUGGGCGAUAUCAUUUAUCGUUACAUAACUGCAGACCAGUUCUCACCCGAACAUCUUCUUGAUUGCCUGGACUUGUCGUCAGAACAUCAAACUCUAGAGAUAGCCAAUAGAAUUGAGGCAGCUGUGCAUGUUUGGAAGCAGAAGGACCAGAAGAAACACAACAAUCAUAAGGCUAAACGGGCAUCUUGGGGUGGCAAGGUUAAGGGGCUUGUUGCUGAUAGUGAAAAGAACAAUUUUCUGGCCCAACGAGCAGAGACCCUCUUACACAGCCUAAGGCAUCGUUUCCCUGGCCUCCCACAAACUUCACUAGAUAUGAACAAAAUACAGUAUAACAAGGACGUGGGGCAGUCAAUUCUGGAAAGUUACUCAAGAGUUAUGGAGAGUCUGGCCUUUAACAUCAUGGCAAGAAUAGAUGAUGUCCUCUUCGUUGAUGAUGCUACCAAGCGAUGUGCUGCAGCGGAAUCAGUGUCUAUCUUCAGCAGGGGAGGUUUGAGUGGCCUUCCUAUCCAGAAGCGGAUGUCGCCAAGCCCCUUCUCCAUUCAACACACUCCUUACGCGUCUCCACUUGCAACACCGACUUUCUGCUCCUCCACCCCAGUUAUUGGAAGUCCAGGAAGGACACCUCUGUGUGUAAAGCGCAGCGUUAUAGUAGACGAGAAGUCAGAGAAACUACUCGCAGAUGAUUUUGAGAGGGUGUGGUCGUAUGCCGGAAGCCUAAGCUCAAGAAGAACUACCGGCGAUGCUCCUGAACGGGAUUGACUAAGAUAACGUUAGGUCGGUUUAAGAUUAAGUAGGUUAAUGUGACAAAAGGAAGGUGCAGAGAUGGGUCUAAAGCCUAACCCCCGUGGUGCUGUUGAGAUCUAAUAUUGUAUAUUCUUUAUUAGCAGUAGAAAUAGGUUGGUCUCUAUAGUUUUGACCUGGUAGUAGAUGAAGAAAGGACAAUUUAGUUUCAUGCUGGUUCUCAAAUUCUCGCAUGCCGUAUGGUACUUGUAGCUCAAGUUGUUAAAAGCUUCUAUCGAUUUAUGUGAAGUCCCCUAAUAUCUGUUGUAUCGAAAGUUAAAAUUCUUGGA